This is a messenger RNA of Parasteatoda tepidariorum (common house spider), 2511 nucleotides long. The record is from RefSeq and is a predicted model, not a curated record. Lineage: Eukaryota; Metazoa; Arthropoda; Arachnida; Araneae; Theridiidae.
AUGGGAAAUGCUGAAAGUAAUGUCACCUCUUCUGCCGUGAAAAAGCAAACUGACAGUGAGUCUUUGAAAAUAUAUUCAUUGGUAAAUGUUAAAGGAGGAGGACAAUUAAUAACUCUUAUGAAAGACGCCAUAAAAAACAAAGAUUAUUCAAAUUUAGAUGAUCAAUUUCGAGAAAUGGUGCUGCCAUUUUUAUAUAACAACGGAGAUGGGAAAAUGAUACCAAUUCAAGAUUUGGUAGUGACUCGAAAUAAGGAUCGUCCAAAACACAAACAAUUACCUCAAAAUCGAGAUCCAAAUUACAAACCCUCCAACAAAUCAGUUGUAGUUCCUGUUGAUGAUCCUCAUUCAAAAGACUUUGCACCUCAGUUUCGAGAAGUAUGUUGGGAUUUAGAUCAGAGAGGGUCCCUUGGUGAAACAAUUCUUCAUUUAUGUUUACUGAAUGCGACACCAGUGCAUAUUGAGCUUGCCAAACGCCUUGUUCUCCUUUUCCCGAAACUUAUAAAUGAUGUCUAUCAAGUAGAUGAAUUUUAUGGAGAAAAUGUGUUGCACAUGUCUAUUGUGAAUGAAGAUCCUGUAGUGGUAAAGUUUUUGUUGGACCAUGGAGCUAAUUUUAAUGAAAGAGCCAACGGUAGUUUCUUUUUACCUGAAGAUCAAAAAUUUUGUCGCUCAGAUAGUUUAGAACAUGAGUGGGUAGAUGUAAGCAUAAAAACUGAUUAUAAAGGAUACGUGUAUUGGGGUGAAUAUCCAUUAUCUUUUGCAGCGUGUUUAGGCCAAGAGGAAUGUUAUCGUCUCUUACUUGCUAAGGGCGCCGAUCCUGAUAUUCAAGACACAAAUGGAAAUACUGUUUUGCAUAUUCUUGUUAUACAAAACAAACUCGAAAUAUUUGAUAUGUCAUAUGAAUGUGGAGCUUCUUUAGAUAUUAAAAAUCGUCAGAGUUUGACACCUUUGACCCUUGCAGCAAAGUUAGCAAUGAAGGACAUAUAUUUUCAUAUAUUAUCAUUACAAAGAGAAAUAUACUGGGAACUUGGAAACAUUACAUGUGCUGCCUAUGCUUUGGAUGAUAUUGAUACCAUUAACAGUCAAACUGGAGAAAUUAAUAAACUCUCCGUUCUUAAUCUUGUUGUGUAUGGGGAAAAAAUAGAUCAUUUGGACAUGCUAAGUGGUGUCCUAGCUGAUCUUCUCAACGCUAAGUGGAACAAAUUUGUUAAGUUCAGAUUCUUUCGCCAAUUCUUAACCUUCUUCUUAUAUUUUGCAAUUUCCUUAAGCUGUUUUGUUAUGAGACCUGGACCAUCAAUUCCAAAGUCGUACAAACACCAUAAUCACUCACAUUUUAUGCAUUCAACAUCAACUACUAUGUCACCAAUCAAUAUUAAUUUAACAUCUGACGUUGAUCAAUGUUAUUUAUUGAACGCUGAUAAACCAUCUGAUUAUGUUCGAUUUGUAUUGGAAUUUUUAACUCUUGCAGGAGCCAUGCUUUAUUUAUUUGAUGCUUUCAGAGAACUUAGAUUUUUAGGCUAUCAAACAUUUACGCAAAAUAUGAUGACAGUUCCUUCUAGAGUUCUGUUUAUGUGCUCUUGUAGUAUGUUAAUGAUAAUGAUUCCUCUAAGGAUGGCUUGUUCACACCAAGGGGAAGAUUUAAGCGCUGUGUUUGUUAUGUUAACUACAGCUCCAUAUUUUCUUUUCUUUUGCAGAGGAUUCAAACUGGUAGGCCCUUUCGUUGUAAUGAUAUACAAAAUGAUUUUAACUGAUUUACUGUGUUUUGUGACAAUUUACAUCGUGUUUGUGCUUGGAUUCGCUCAAGCGUAUUAUGUGAUUUUCCUAUCUUACAAAGCUGACAAGCCUAGUUUCUUUGAUGAUCCUAUACAAAGUAUUUUGGCGAUGUUCAUUAUGUCCCUAUCAGAAUUUGGCGACACGUAUGAGCAGUUUAAUUACACUGCGCAUCCAAAUAUUGCAAAGGUCAUUUUCAUUAUGUAUAUGGCAAUAGUAGCUUUACUACUAAUCAACAUGCUCAUAGCUAUGAUGGGUAAAACGUACCAAGAUAUCGCAGAAAGGAAGAAUGAAUGGAUGAGACAGUGGGCUCGAAUAGUUCUUGUGGUAGAAAGAGGAGUACCACCUGCUAUUUGUUUACAACAACAAAGAAACUAUUCUCAGGCAAUGGCUGAUGGCCGAAGAGCUCUUGUUUUGAGAUUGGAACAUAAUGAAGCUGAGAAAGAAGAACUACGUUGUAUUUCUGAAAUGCGAACCUCUAACUUAGAAAGUAGGAAUCGAAGGAAAAAACUGUUCGAAGAAAAAAAACGAAACAUAAAAUAAUGGAUGCUUAAUACUAUGUCAUAUUACCUAGAAUAGUACAAAAAACUGUUUUCUAUUUUAAUUUUAAUUUCUAUCUCCUUAAAUUUUAAUUUAAUUUAGCAUAUGAAAGUGCAUAUCACAUUAAAAUUAAAGACUAUUUAGUGUUUUAUUGUCUUAUUAAAUUGAGUCAAUAUAAAUAAAAAGCAUAUCUCAUAAAAAUAA